Molecule: messenger RNA, 1082 nt
Organism: Manihot esculenta (cassava)
Lineage: Eukaryota; Viridiplantae; Streptophyta; Magnoliopsida; Malpighiales; Euphorbiaceae
Exons: 3
Coding region: 1-987 (328 amino acids)
Source: RefSeq, a predicted model, not a curated record
AUGCUUGCAUUAUUAAAAUAUUACAGUCUUAUACCUUCUGAGAAGACAUCUGCUGCCUGCACAAAGAUUUUUCAGAAGUACAAUGUCGAGGAGGGUUCUUCCUGGAAGAAUAUCCCACAAUCCACAAAAGAUUUUUAUUUCAGAGAGUUUGAGAAAGAAUUUCACUGGGAUGAGGGAAGUGCUGCAAUAGUGAGGAAGGCAUGGAAUAAAAAAGCAGCUACCCGAUACAAAGACUUUCUGACAAAUGAAAAGAAGAAAAAAAAGAGGAGUGCUUAUAUAUCAAAUGAAGUCUGGGAUAAAUGGAAUUUAGAUUGGAGUACUCCAGAGUAUGUAGCAAAGUCAGUGAAGUACUCAAAGAACCGCCUAACAGAGAAGGGAGGUGCAGGAGCUGGUCCUUCUACACAUACAGGUGGGUCCAUAACACAUGAGGAGCAUGCAAGACGCAUACAAAAUGCUAAGACAGACAAAGUUCCUCCAACAGCAGCUGAGUUGUUUCUCCACACCCAUACAAAGAAGAGUGAUCGCAACAAAUUUGUUGAUAAACGAGCUGAACUUGUUUAUGAAAAUUAUUUGAAGCUAAAAGAACAACAUUCAAGCCAGAAUGUGGGAUCAGAUCAUGUGGAAGGAGAUGGAGGAAAUAUUAAUGAGGAUCAAUUGUUCAUUGCUGCAGCAGGAGGAUGGCAAGGAAGUCGAGUUUAUGGUUUAGGUAGUGCUGCAUCUUCUGCCUUCUCUCAAACAGGAACUGUGGAAAAAACAACAGAUGUUCCAUCAUCACAAUCACCAGAAUGGAAGAAGGAAAUUGAAGCAAAGUUUGAUGAGAAGUAUAAUAGUUUGCAGAAACUUGUAGAAGACCAAAAUCAGAUAAUAGCUCAAAUGCGUGAUGAACUACAGGCAACGAGGAUGGGACAGCAGUCUUCCUCAUUGAUGCCAUCAACAUCUGAUAUGCCUCCAGCUCAAAGAUCCCCUGGUGAUUCACAUAUAGAUUAGCAUGAUAUCAUUUCUCACUGACUUUAAUAAUAUAUUUUAUGAUAUGAAUUUGAUACUAUUUGGAUUAAUUAUGUAUUUUGAGAUAUUUUAAGUUU